ACACUCACUGUGGUGACGUUUUCCAAGAUCGUGCCGUGUAAAGAUCUCAGAAAAAUCGACAGAAAAAGGAAAAACAAUACUUUUCUACAAAUAUUUUGUGUGUUGAACGUAAAUAUUGAUUAUGUGGACUGUAAUAACGCGUCUCAUUGCAAUUUAGUUAGUUUUUUGAUGAGAUAGAAAAGGAAUAACAUCUCAUCAUGAUCACGACAGCUUCAUUAUUCGUUUGCGCAUUAUCGCUUUUGACAUGUGUAAAAGCGUUUUAUUUACCCGGCUUAGCCCCGGUAAAUUACUGCAGUAAAACCGGCGAGGAUAACGCAAACACUUGCAAAAACGAAAUCCCAUUGUAUGUGAACAGAUUAAACACAGAAGAGUCAGUGAUACCAUUUGAAUAUCACCACUUUGAUUUCUGCACAACAGAUGAAACUCAAUCUCCAGUCGAGAAUCUUGGUCAAGUUGUGUUCGGGGAGCGAAUUAGGCCAAGUCCGUACAAGCUGAACUUUAUGGAAAAUGUGGAUUGUGCAGCUGUGUGUACGAAAACAUACAAGGGAUCGAACCCUGAGUCGCUAAAGAAGUUGAACCUGUUGAAGAUGGGAAUGGCGCUGUAUUAUCAGCAUCACUGGAUCCUGGACAAUAUGCCGGUGACCUGGUGCUACUUGGUGGACAAGGAGAAGACUUACUGCAGCACUGGAUUCCCUAUGGGCUGCCAAGUCAGGAGGGAUUUGGACACAUGCACACCGAUCGUAGCCACUAAUCAGGCCCCGGUCGGCGCUUACUUCCUGUUCAACCACGUGGACAUCGAGAUAACGUACCACAGCGGCGCCGAGGAGGAGUGGGGUGUCGGCUUCGGCGAGAAUGGCGGCAGGAUUAUCUCGGCUAAGAUCAAACCAGCCAGCAUCCGGCACACGAACACCGAAAAGCUAGACUGCAACGCUCGAACUCCCCUCGAAAUACCCAACAUGCUCACCGGAGACGAGACCUUCUCAAUCACCUACUCCUACCGCGUCACCUUCCAUCGGAACAACACCAUCAAAUGGUCAUCCCGAUGGGACUACAUCCUCGAAUCCAUGCCGCAUACUAAUAUACAGUGGUUCUCCAUUUUGAACUCGCUGGUUAUAGUCCUGUUCCUUAGUGGAAUGGUUGCUAUGAUAUUGCUGAGGACACUUCAUAAGGAUAUCGCGAGAUAUAAUCAGAUGGAGUGUGGAGAGGAUGCUCAGGAAGAGUUUGGUUGGAAACUGGUGCACGGAGAUGUGUUCCGGCCGCCGCGGCGGGGUAUGCUGCUGGCUGUCUUCCUGGGAUCCGGGGCACAGGUAUUCGGCAUGACCCUGGUGACCCUCGCGUUCGCGUGCCUCGGUUUCCUGUCGCCCGCCAACCGCGGCGCCCUGAUGACGUGCGCGCUGGUUGCCUGGGUGUUGCUAGGAGCGGCCGCUGGUUAUGUCAGCGCGCGUAUCUACAAGAGCUUCGGCGGAAGGCGGUGGAAGAGCAACAUUUUGUUGACCUCGAUGGUGUGCCCUGGUGUGGUGUUCUCUCUGUUCUUCAUAAUGAACCUGGUUCUCUGGGGCAAGGGCUCAUCGGCUGCGAUUCCAUUCUCGACCCUACUAGCGCUACUGGCUCUGUGGUUCGGAGUUUCUGUGCCGCUAACUUUCAUUGGAGCUUACUUCGGCUUUAGGAAGAGGAUCCUGGACCACCCCGUGCGUACGAACCAGAUCCCACGACAGAUCCCGGAGCAGUCUCUCUACACGCAAGCAGUGCCCGGCGUCGUUAUGGGCGGUGUUCUACCGUUCGGGUGCAUCUUCAUACAGCUGUUUUUCAUCCUCAACUCUCUCUGGUCCAGCCAGAUGUACUACAUGUUCGGCUUCCUGUUCCUCGUGUUCGUGAUCCUGGUGAUCACGUGCUCGGAGACCACCAUCCUGCUGUGCUACUUCCACCUCUGCGCCGAGGACUACCACUGGUGGUGGCGCGCCUUCUUAUCCUCAGGCUCGACGGCCGCUUACCUCUUCGUCUACUGCUGUCAUUACUUCGUCACCAAACUGAACAUAGAAGACGCCGCAUCGACCUUCCUAUACUUCGGUUACACGCUCAUCAUGGUAUUCCUAUUUUUCCUUUUAACGGGCACUAUAGGGUUCAUGGCUUGCUUAUGGUUCGUGAGGAAGAUUUACAGUGUAGUUAAGGUAGAUUAGAUGGACUUUGUAUUCUCGUGUCUUAGACGUUUGGGACGUGUAAGGAUUUUUAUUCAUCAGUGUAUAGUUGGAUUUACGGAUGUGCUAGUUGCGCAGUUUCAAAUUUGAAAAGUGAUCGGAAAAAUUUGGA
Cydia amplana is the source of this 2307-nucleotide messenger RNA. It is a transcript of the gene TM9SF2, whose product is annotated as transmembrane 9 superfamily member 2. Gene Ontology annotation, biological process: protein localization to membrane. The record is from RefSeq and is a predicted model, not a curated record. Lineage: Eukaryota; Metazoa; Arthropoda; Insecta; Lepidoptera; Tortricidae. The transcript has 9 exons. The coding region runs from base 198 to 2177 and encodes 659 amino acids. Gene Ontology annotation, cellular component: membrane.